Molecule: messenger RNA, 1979 nt
Organism: Raphanus sativus (radish)
Lineage: Eukaryota; Viridiplantae; Streptophyta; Magnoliopsida; Brassicales; Brassicaceae
Exons: 6
Coding region: 247-1830 (527 amino acids)
Biological process (GO): cortical microtubule organization
Cellular component (GO): cortical microtubule
Source: RefSeq, a predicted model, not a curated record
AAUAAAAAACAAACUCGUCGAGUUAGAGAACAUCUUGCCCACCUUCUUCUGUUGUGUCAUAUUCAUAAAACGUUGUGGGUUCUUAUCUCCUGUUCUUAAUAAUGGCUUCUACGAAUCUCAUUUUGUGGCUGUUAUAGUUUCUUCGAGGGGUCCCUUGUUGUGAUCUCCUCAGAUCUGUUUUGGUCCGACUCUUUUUUACGUUGUGGUGCAAGUUCAGACACGAGACACCAGAAAGAGGUUUCAAGAAUGUUGACCAACGACAGAGAUGAAGAACUCUCAAUGUUCCUUGAGAUGCGUCGACGUGAGAAAGAACUUAGAGGAGAAUCUCUCUUAGCAGGAUCUGAUAAUAUUAGUGUCAACGGAGCGUUGACGACCGCUGUGUCCGAGGCGCUCUCUAGUAUCUCUGAAACGGUGUCGUCUCAGCGUUAUCCUCUCCGGAGAACCGCCGCUGAGAACUUCUUGUACUCAGAGAAUGAGAAAUCUGAUUAUGAUUGGCUGCUUACACCUCCUGGCACGCCUCAGUUUGAGAAAGAGUCACAUAGGAGCGUAAUGAAUCAGCUUGAUGCUCCCAACUCACGACCAACGGUUCUUAAAUCUCGGCUAGGGAACAGCCGUGAAGAGAUGAUCUCAGGGAACUGCAAUAAGCUCCAAACGUCGUCAAGCUCUGGACCAAACUCUUCUUCCUCUGUAGCUGGACUCAGAAGACCAUCUUCAUCGUGUAGCUCAAGGUCAACGAGUAGACCUUCCACACCAACCAGUAGGUCAACGAGUAGACCUUCCACACCAACCAGAAGGUCUACAACUACAACCACAACCACCUCCACAACAAGGCCUGUGACCACAACCAGAGCGUCAGCCUCUAGAUCCUCAACACCCACCUCACGCGCCACCUUAACUGCCGCCCGUGCCACUACCUCUACAGCGGCUCCACGCACCACAACAUCAACUGGUUCAGCUAGAUCAGCUACUCCAACUCGGUCUAAGACUCAGCCGUCUUCUGCACCUUCUAAAAAACCUCUAUCAAGGCAAGCCACACCAACCCGCAGGCCUUCAACCCCGACCGGUCCAUCAAUAGUUUCCAGUAAAGCUCCCUCUCGAGGGACUUCUCCAGUUCCAACUGUGAAGUCGUCAAGGCCACGGAAACCACCGGAGAUGCCUGGUUUCUCUUUAGAAGCCCCACCGAAUCUUAGGACCACUCUACCAGACAGACCAGUCUCAGCUACAAGAGGCAGACCCGGAGUAGCCUCAGCACCAGGCUCAAGAUCGUCUUCCAUAGAACGUGGCAGUGGUGGCCCCACCAGUGGUAGGCAAUCUUGUUCUCCUUCCAGACGUCGGACUCCUAUUGGGAACACUAAUGGGGGCCUCCCGGGUGCGCGUGUGCGAGGAAAGGCUAACAAAGGUGGGAGUAGCUACGAUAGCAUGGGUCCAGUGGCUAUGGGAAAUAAAAUGGUGGAGAGAGUGGUGAACAUGAGGAAACUAGGUCCACCAAGGCUAACAGAGAACGUUGGUCGAGGAACCGUGAAAUCUAACUCAGCUUUUAACAGCCUUGGGUAUGGGAGAAACCUCUCCAAGAGCUCUAUCGAUAUGGCCUUAAGACAUAUGGAUAUAAGACGAGGCAUGACAGGAAAUCUCCGGCCUCUGGUGACAAAAGUUCCAGCGUCAUCAAUGUACAGCGUGAGAAGCGGAUCGACUAGUGUCACGAACUCUCCGGUGGCUACUAGCAGUACCAUGAGCUCAUCAGAACUGAGUGUGGACAACAUCAACAUUUUGUGCUUAGAUGGGAAUGAUGCUGAAAACGAUGAUCUUCUCAGCGAGAGAAGCUAUUCUUGACCUAUAUUUACUAUGUAUCCUAUGUUCUUUGUUUUGUUACCAUACUUAAAUAACGUGUUUCUAGAGAUACUGAAACGUAUCGAGGCAACUCUUGAUCAUGUUUAAGUCUUCAUGGAAUUUUGAUGAGUGUUCAAAGGUGGAUUCCAGUU